This is a messenger RNA of Homalodisca vitripennis (glassy-winged sharpshooter), 694 nucleotides long. RefSeq lists its product as uncharacterized. NCBI's taxonomy places the organism in Eukaryota, Metazoa, Arthropoda, Insecta, Hemiptera, Cicadellidae. The coding region runs from base 38 to 574 and encodes 178 amino acids. The transcript is spliced from 3 exons. The record is from RefSeq and is a predicted model, not a curated record.
UCAACAGUGACCAAGAACAGCUUGUGUUGGUGACAUCAUGCUGACAGUGGCGGUGGCUUUAACAGUUCUACUUUGUUUACACCAGAGCUUCACUUCAGCCCAACAAGAAGAUUUCGACGAGAAAGCCAGCGCGAUCAUGCAGCAAGCCAAAUCGCAGGUGGUGAUUCUGACAAAUCAGCUCCUGACCAAUGCUACAGUCAUCACCCACGCUGCGGAAGGCAACGCCAGCAGGUUACUGGCCAACCUUUACAAUGAGAUCAACAAAGGAAUAGCAGACGCCCAAGGCAAAGCAACGCAAAUCGGGAAUUCGUUCCAAGCUAACCUGACUAAACGAGCGGAGGAGGUGAUGACUCAAGCGGCAGCCAUAUACACCUCAGUGGAGGCAUCUCUCCGCAAGUCCACUAACCACGUGGAGGAGACUAUCUCUCGCUUGUUGGCCACCUCUCAGGCCGAGAUGUCCAGAGCUGUGAAAGAGACAAGGACCAAACUGGCAGCCGCAGGAUCAGCAGAAGCUAACCACAAUUCCACUCAGCCACACAGUUUGGCAGUUGACAACAGCACGGUGGCACCUUGAUAGCUAACGUUAACAGUCGUAUUACUGGUGGCUUUUGUGUUUUUAUGUUUGUAGCAAACUUUUGUCUUUACUACAAAGGGUUUUGAGUUUUAAUUGGCAUUAUUUAAAAGAAAGUCUUGU